Molecule: messenger RNA, 1606 nt
Organism: Carlito syrichta (Philippine tarsier)
Lineage: Eukaryota; Metazoa; Chordata; Mammalia; Primates; Tarsiidae
Product: cytochrome b-c1 complex subunit 2, mitochondrial
Exons: 1
Coding region: 51-1412 (453 amino acids)
Biological process (GO): proteolysis
Cellular component (GO): mitochondrion
Molecular function (GO): metalloendopeptidase activity; metal ion binding
Source: RefSeq, a predicted model, not a curated record
UUGCUUUCUUUUAAGUCGGCUGUGACCGUGGAUCAGAGCAAUCUUGAGCCAUGAAGCUGCUAACCAGAGCCGGGUCUUUCUCGAGAUUUUAUUCCCUCAAAGUUGCCCCCAAAGUUAAAGCUACAGCUGCACCUGCAGGAGCACCUCCUUAUCCUCAGGAUCUUGAGUUCACCAAACUACCAAAUGGUUUAGUGAUUGCUUCUUUGGAAAACUAUGCUCCUGCAUCAAGAAUUGGUUUAUUUGUUAAAGCAGGCAGUAGAUACGAGGACUCCAACAAUUUAGGAACCUCUCAUUUGCUGCGUCUUGCAUCCAGUUUGACUUCAAAAGGAGCUUCAUCUUUCAAGAUAACCUGUGGAAUUGAAGCAGUUGGUGGCAAAUUAAGUGUGACCGCAACAAGAGAAAACAUGGCUUACACUGUGGAAUGCCUGCGAGGUGAUGUGGAUAUCCUAAUGGAGUUCCUGCUCAAUGUCACCACAGCACCAGAAUUUCGUCGUUGGGAAGUAGCUGACCUGCAGUCUCAACUAAGGAUUGACAAAGCUGUGGCCUUUCAUAAUCCACAGGCUCGUGUCAUUGAAAAUUUGCAUGCUGCAGCUUACCGGAAUGCAUUGGCUAAUUCCUUGUAUUGUCCUGACUAUCGGAUUGGAAAAGUGACAUCAGAGGAGUUACACUACUUUGUUCAGAACCAUUUUACAAGUGCAAGAAUGGCAUUGAUUGGACUUGGUGUGAGUCAUCCUGUUCUAAAGCAAGUUGCUGAACAGUUUCUCAACAUGAGGGGUGGGCUUGGUUUAGCUGGUGCAAAGGCCAGAUACCGUGGAGGUGAAAUUCGAGAACCAAAUGGAGACAGUCUCGUCCAUGCUGCCCUUGUAGCAGAAAGUGCUGCCGCAGGAAGUGCAGAAGCAAAUGCAUUUAGCGUUCUUCAGCAUGUCCUAGGUGCAGGCCCACAUGUCAAGAGAGGUAGCAAUACCACGAGCCACCUAUACCAGGCUGUGGCCAAAGGAACUCAUCAGCCAUUUGAUGUUUCUGCAUUUAAUGCCUAUUACUCAGAUUCUGGACUCUUUGGGAUUUAUACUGUCUCACAGGCUGCAGUUGCUGGAGAUGUUAUCAAGGCUGCCUAUAAUCAAGUAAAAACAAUUGCUCAAGGAAACCUUUCCAGUACAGAUUUCGAAGCUGCCAAGAACAAGCUGAAAGCUGCAUACUUAAUGUCAGUAGAGUCUUCUGAUGGUUUCCUGGAAGAAGUCGGAUCCCAGGCUCUAGUUGCUGGUUCUUAUAUGCCUCCAACCACAGUCCUUCAGCAGAUUGAUUCGGUGGCUAACACUGAUGUCAUAAAUGCUGCAAAGAAGUUUAUUUCUGGCCAGAAGUCAAUGGCAGCGAGUGGAAAUUUGGGACAUACACCUUUUGUUGAUGAAUUGUAAUCCUGAAGCACAUGUUAAAGGAGAAAGGUUAACAUUCUCUCACUCCAGAGCAGCAAAUAUGUGAAAGCCAGAAGUCACUGAUGUAACGUUUAUCUUUUUUUCAGUGAGAUAAAAAUACCUUAAAGCAUAAAUGAGCGUAAUUAUUUUCAGCUGACCUAAAGUCAAUAAAACAUUCUACUUAAAAAAAAAAAAAA